GGAAGCAGUUUAUUCAGGAAAAUUGAAGCGAUCAUUUUUCUUCGCGAUCUUUACGUCAUUUGUUAUCUAAGCAGGUUCUAAAUUAUAAAGUAUCAAGGACGAUUGAACACUAUAUUAUUAAUUUUUUACACAAAAAAUAGCAGAAGAGAUUUUCUUUCGUACAAAGGGAGAAUUUGAAAAAACAAGCAAAUCACUUUAGGAAAAUGCACCUUCCUAUGUUUUAUCAGAAUCGUGAGAUAUUCAUUACAGGAGCUACGGGCUUUCUAGGAAAGAUUUUGCUGGAGAAAUUACUAGCAUCUUGCAACGUUAGAAAGAUUUAUAUUUUAGUAAGGAGCAAAAAUGGCAUCGGAAUUGAUGACAGAAUAGAAAAAUUACUCGGUGCUAAAAUUUUCGAUAGGUUAAAGCAAUCGACACCUGAUAUAUUGAAUAAAGUAUACUACAUCGAUGGGGAUGUGACGCAAGAAAAUUUAGGAAUGUCUUCUUCAGACUUGGAUUUAGUGAAGAAAAACGUUUCUAUAGUUUUUCAUCUGGCCGCAUCAAUUAAAUUCAACGAAUCUUUUCGAAAUUCAUUUAUAAAUAAUGUGGAGUCGACAAAGAAUUUAGCCGAUGUUUGUCGUCUUAUUGAUAAUUUAGUGGCUUUAGUUCAUGUAUCAACAGCUUUUAGUAACUGUCAAAGAGUAGAAAUUAAGGAGAAAAUUUAUCCAAUACCCAUGAGUUAUGAGACAUUAAAGGAUGGUUUAAACGAUGAUUUUAUGGAAAUAUCAACCGAAAAUGUUUUAGAAAACCGACCUAAUGUGUAUACAUUGACGAAAGCGAUUGCAGAAAACUUAUUAAACAACAAUUACAGAGACUUGCCUCUCGUUAUCGUAAGACCUUCCAUUGUAGGCUGCUGUUGGAAAGAACCUUUACCAGGAUGGAACGAUAGCUUGAUCGGUAUUAAUUCCUUCGUUAUAGCUAUCACAAAAGGUAUUGGACUAAACAUCUUUACAAGUGAAAAUAAAAUUUGUGAUAUUAUUCCAGCGGAUAUAGUAAUAAAUGUACUAUUGUCUGCAGCUUGGAAGAAGGCUUUGGCACCUGACGAAAGUUCAGAAGAAAUUCCAGUAUAUAACUGUAUUUCAGGAAAUAGGAAUCCUCUUGACUGGUUAAAAUGUAUUCAAAUUAUAAAGAAAAAUGCAUGGAUUUAUCCUUCGCAAGAAAAUUGUUUCUAUCCAUAUUUUAAUGUUCAGCACAAAUAUUAUUGGCAUCAAUUUUGUGUCUUGAUAGAACAUACACUACUGGCUUCUUUUGUUGAUGUUUUAUCAAUUGCUAUGGGAAGGAAACCAUGGUUAUUUAAUAGUUACAAAAAAAUGAAGAAAGUAAAUGCUGCUUUAGAAUACUUUUAUACUCGGGAAUGGAAGUUUCAUUCUGAUAACACUGAAAAAUUAAACGAAAUGAUGUCACUAGAAGAUAAAAAGAAUUUUAACUGCGAUGUCGGAAAAGUCGAUUGGAAUGAUUACUUAAAAUGGUACAGUCUUGGUAUCAGGAGAUACGUAUUGAAAGAAGACGAUUCUACCAUUAUCCAGACUAGAAAACGUGUUAUGAGGAAUUAUUUCAUCGUUUUAAUUGCCAAAGUUGCAUUUUUCUUGGGACUGACUUAUCUUAUUUUUAAAGUUCUGGUUAUGUAAAUUAAAACGAAAUGAUAACAUUUGAAAUAUUUUUAGAUAUUGUAUCACGGUCUCAUAUAAAAUUAUAUUAAAAUAUACAGAUUUAUGUUACUAUAACAGUUUUAUUCAUAAUUUUCUACAUAUUUUCAAAUGUUUAAUCGAUUAUAUUUUGCCUGGUCUGCAUUUUAAGGAGAUGAACGUUAACAUUUCAUACGA
This is a messenger RNA of Centruroides sculpturatus (bark scorpion), 1859 nucleotides long. RefSeq names its product putative fatty acyl-CoA reductase CG5065. The coding region runs from base 204 to 1664 and encodes 486 amino acids. The record is from RefSeq and is a predicted model, not a curated record. Gene Ontology annotation, cellular component: peroxisome. Lineage: Eukaryota; Metazoa; Arthropoda; Arachnida; Scorpiones; Buthidae. Gene Ontology annotation, biological process: long-chain fatty-acyl-CoA metabolic process. Gene Ontology annotation, molecular function: alcohol-forming very long-chain fatty acyl-CoA reductase (NADP+) activity. The transcript has 12 exons.